CUUACUACCAAACGGCAUAAUAUCGUCUAAAACCCAUGGACAGCUGAAUAUGCUAACUUGAAAACCGUUAAACCCUAGCUGCUGCUUUUUCUUCCUCGUCGCUUGGCGCUCUUCUUUUCUGGGGCUCCGUUUUCUCCUUAACCUUGCAGAAUAAAAAGCGUGAGAGGAAACGAAAAUGAAUAUGAACGAAGAAAAUGGCGAAGGGAGCGCGAGGAGGAUCCAAGUGCGGUUCGUGACGAAGUUGAAUGCGCCGUUCAUAGUUCCGUCCACCGCCAUCGCAAUCCCUGCAGACCUCACUCGAUUCGGCCUAUCAUCUCUCGUCAACGCACUCAUUCAAUCCAACGAUUCUGAUUAUCAGCCUGAGCCUUUUGAUUUUUUGAUCGAUGGCGAGUUCGUGCGGAUGUCGCUCGAACAGUUUCUUCUGGCUAAGGGAAUCUCUGCGGAAAGGAUAUUGGAAAUUGAGUACACAAGGGCGGUGGCCCCACGGAAGGAGGAAGACCCGUCUUUACAUGAUGACUGGGUCAGUGCUGUUGAUGGUUCUUCUUCUCGGUUCUUUUUGACAGGAUGUUAUGAUGGUUUAGGGAGGGUAUGGAAAGGUGCUGGAUUAUGCACUCAUAUAUUGGAGGGACAUAGUGACGCAAUCACUUCUGUCAGUAUCAUCAAUCCAGAAGGUCUGGAAACUGUUACGGUGGCUACUGCUUCAAAAGACCGGACAUUGAGGCUAUGGAAGCUCAAUACAGAAGAGCCUGUAAGCCAGCCUAUGAGGGUCAGGGCUUACAAAAUCUUGCGUGGUCAUAAGUCUGCUGUACAGAGUGUUGCAGUGCAGACUUCUGGAGAAAUGGUUUGUUCUGCUUCUUGGGAUUGCACCAUCAAUCUAUGGCAAACUAAUGACUUUAAUGGAGAAGAUGACCUGGUUUCUAAGAAGAGAAAAAUUGGAGGUCAAGUUGAGGAGUCUCAAUUGGAGGGAGAGGCUUUCACUACACUUGUUGGCCAUACACAGUGUGUAUCUUCUGUGGUUUGGCCACAACGGGAGUCAAUAUUUUCUGCAUCAUGGGAUCAUUCUAUUAGGAAAUGGGAUGUUGAGACUGGCAAAAACUUGACAGAUAUAUUCUGUGGGAAAGCUCUCAACUGCCUGGAUAUUGGUGGGGAAGGUUCUGUUCUGAUAGCUGCUGGUGGUUCUGACCCUGUCAUUAGGAUUUGGGAUCCUCGUAAGCCAGGCACUUCUGCUCCUGUUUUUCAGUUUGGUUCUCAUACGUCUUGGGUUUCAGCCUGCAAAUGGCAUGACCAAUCUUGGUUUCAUUUACUUUCUGCAUCCUAUGAUGGGAAAGUUAUGUUGUGGGAUCUGAGAACUGCGUGGCCACUUUCUGUCAUUGAAUCACACAGUGAUAAGGUAUUGUCUGCUGAUUGGUGGAAAAGUGACAGUGUUAUCAGUGGUGGAGCAGACUCCAAACUUUGUAUUUCUUCAGAAAUCCCUGUAAAGUAAGGUAAACUUAAAUCAUAUUAGGACAAUUAUUUUUUGAGGCGGUGGGAUAUUGGCAGAUAUUUCUUGUGGGGAACGAGUCAAGUUUUGGCCAAUUUUGUCUUAGGCUAGUCACAACUGUCAAGUAUAUCAUCAGUUGUUGUGAACAAAGUUUUAUUUGUGUCUUGCUAAUGGCUAUUGAUGUAAACACUAAAUUAUUCAUAUAAUUUUGUACGACAAAUCUUCUAGCAUUUUACUUAUUUGUGCUCUAUAGUUUUUAUCUCAUUGGGUUAUUUCUGUAAACACAACUGUCAAGUGUUUAUCAGUUGUUGUGGACAAGGUCUCGUUUAUGUCUUGCUAACGGCUAUUGAUGCAAACACUAGAAGUUAUUCAUAUCAUUUUGUA
Molecule: messenger RNA, 1864 nt
Organism: Vigna unguiculata (cowpea)
Lineage: Eukaryota; Viridiplantae; Streptophyta; Magnoliopsida; Fabales; Fabaceae
Product: Transducin/WD40 repeat-like superfamily protein
Biological process (GO): ribosome biogenesis
Molecular function (GO): protein binding
Source: RefSeq, a predicted model, not a curated record